GUGAAGCUUCCUACCAAAAAAGUCAGCAGUCGUCAAAAAAUCAAAAUACACGAUUCCUGCCAUUUCAACCACCGCUCAAUUCUCUCCGAUCGGCGUUCCGAUUCGCAUUUGGAUUCUCCUCUGUGUGCAGAUUCUGAUGUUUCUCUCUCUCGAUCCUUGAGAAGACGGUACGACUUUAGUUUAGAUUGUGGAUCUGAAAAGAAAGCCGGUAGAGUAUGGCGGAAGGAAGCUUUUGGCCGGCGAUGGAUCUGCUGCGGUCGGAGCCGAUGCAGUUGGUUCAGCUCAUCAUUCCGAUGGAAUCGGCUCACCGCACUAUCUCUUAUCUCGGCGACCUCGGCCUCUUCCAAUUCAAAGACCUUAAUCCUGAGAAGAGCCCAUUUCAGAGGGCUUAUGCUGGUCAGAUCAAAAGAUGUGCAGAAAUGGCACGCAAGCUACGUUUCUUCAAGGACCAGAUGAAGAAGACUGGUUUGUCACCUUCAACAAGGACUAUAAACACUGAGAUUGAUUUAGACAGUUUGGAGGUGAAGCUUGGAGAACUAGAAUCUGAGUUAAUGGAAAUCAAUGCAAAUGAUGAGAAGCUGAGGCACACUUAUAAUGAACUGUUAGAGUACAAGCUUGUUCUGCAGAAGGCUGGUGAAUUUUUUAACUCAGCUCAAAGCACUGCUGCUGCUCACCAGAGAGAGUUUGAAGCACAAAGUGGUGGAGAAGGGUCCAUUGACAGUCCAUUACUAUUGGAACAGGAAAUGACAACCGAUCCAUCAAAACAUGUUAAGUUGGGAUAUAUUAGUGGCCUUGUUCCUAGAGAUAAAGCUAUGGCUUUUGAGAAGAUUCUGUUCCGUGCAACAAGGGGCAAUGUGUUUCUGAAGCAAUCUGUUGUCGAAAAUCUGGUCGUUGAUCCAGCAUCGGGAGAGAAGGUUGAGAAAAAUGUAUUCAUAGUUUUCUAUUCUGGUGAACGAGCCAAAAACAAAAUUCUGAAAAUUUGUGAAGCUUAUGGAGCAAACCGCUACCCAUUCACAGAGGACCUUGGCAAACAGUUUCAGAUGAUUACUGAGGUUUCUGGAAGACUUUCAGAACUCAAGACUACCAUAGAUGUUGGAAAGGCACACCAGAGCAAUCUAUUACAGAGAAUCGGCUUUCAGAUUGAGCAAUGGACCGCCCUGGUAAAGCAGGAAAAAUCUGUCUAUCACACUUUAAACAUGCUGAGUAUAGAUGUCACAAAGAAGUGCCUUGUUGCUGAAGGUUGGUGCCCUGUUUAUGCAGCCCAUAAGAUCCAGGAUACACUGCAGCAGGCAAGGCUGGACAGCAACUCACAGAUAGGAGGCAUAUUCCAAGUUUUGCAGACAAAGGAAUCACCGCCUACUUAUUUCCGUACAAAUAAAUUCACCACGCCGUUUCAAGAGAUUGUUGAUGCUUAUGGGGUUGCAAAGUACCGUGAAGCAAAUCCUGGUGUUUUUACAAUCGUGACAUUCCCAUUCCUUUUUGCUGUGAUGUUCGGUGACUGGGGCCACGGUAUUUGCUUAAUGCUGGCCUCCUUAUAUUUAAUUGCAAUGGAAAAGAAGUACUCUAACCAGAAGCUUGGCGACAUCCUGGAAAUGACAUUCGGCGGGCGUUAUCUUAUCUUGAUGAUGUCAAUCUUCUCAAUAUACACUGGACUCAUAUACAAUGAAUUCUUUUCUGUCCCUUUUGAACUCUUUGGCCCAUCUGCCUACUCUUGCCGUGACUCAUCCUGCAAGGAUGCAUAUAAGGCUGGUCUAGUUAAGGUGCGUGACACUUAUCCAUUUGGUGUGGAUCCUGUGUGGCAUGGAACCCGGAGCGAGUUACCUUUUCUCAACUCAAUGAAAAUGAAGAUGUCGAUUCUCUUUGGAGUAGCACAGAUGAACCUUGGAAUAAUACUGAGCUACUUCAAUGCAAAGUUCUUUUCCAAUAACCUCAAUGUCCGAUAUCAGUUUGUACCCCAAAUGAUUUUCUUAAACAGCUUAUUCGGCUACCUCGCUCUCCUCAUUAUAGUGAAAUGGUGUUCGGGCUCACAAGCUGAUCUGUACCAUGUGAUGAUAUACAUGUUCCUCAGUCCUACCGAUGAUCUGGGAGAGAAUCAGCUCUUUUUCGGCCAAAAAUAUCUUCAGAUGCUGCUGCUCGUAUUAGCCCUUGUUGCAGUACCAUGGAUGUUAUUUCCUAAGCCUUUCUUGUUGAAGAAGCAACACGAGGAAAGGCACCAAGGUCAAUCCUAUGCCCUACUCGAUAACGCGGAUGACAACCUUGAAACCGAGCAUCAUUCCAGCUCCCAUGGUCACGAAGAGUUUGAAUUCAGCGAGGUCUUUGUCCAUCAGCUUAUACACACCAUAGAGUUUGUGCUCGGAUCGGUGUCUAACACAGCAUCAUACUUGCGCCUCUGGGCCCUCAGUCUAGCCCACUCGGAGCUUUCAAGUGUCUUCUAUGACAAGGUUCUGCUCUUUUCAUGGGAGUUGAACAAUAGGGUCGUUCUUAUCAUCGGCAUUAUCGUGUUUGUAUGUGCAACUGUUGGUGUUUUACUCGUCAUGGAAACCCUGAGUGCAUUCCUCCAUGCAAUGCGGCUUCAUUGGAUUGAAUUCCAAAACAAGUUCUACGAGGGAGAUGGAUACAAGUUCUCCCCCUUCUCGUUUACUCUCCUGCUGAGUGAAGAAGAUGAAGCAGCAUGAAUACAGCAACUCGUAAGUUCGAAUUGUUCUGAACAUAUGGUACAGAGGCUACAAGCAAUUCUUUUGAACUCAACAAUUGAGAAAGCACGUUAUAGUAACCAAUUCUUCAGGCUCCUGGCUGUUGGCAGGACGAACACUCUGGCUGGAUAUCUCGGCUGUCCCCUGGCGACUAUGAACUAAAUUCAUUGCAGUGGCAAUUGGUACAUCGUUGCCUCUAACCCGAUUCAUUUCUCUGCCACAGUUCGUUAAAUUUGUUCGGCCUGCUACAUUGUAUCAUUCAUUGGUUACUUCCUAGGUUAUACUUUGAAAUGUAAUGUAAUAUUCGUGUUGUGAAUAAUAAGAAACCGAUUUUUGUACCCUGCUAUUAGAAUCAAAUUCAAGAUGCAAGGCACUAUCUAAAG
Messenger RNA from Linum tenue, 3076 nucleotides. Lineage: Eukaryota; Viridiplantae; Streptophyta; Magnoliopsida; Malpighiales; Linaceae. The record is from the annotation of a GenBank genome assembly.